Triticum aestivum (bread wheat) is the source of this 878-nucleotide messenger RNA. RefSeq lists its product as uncharacterized. The coding region runs from base 1 to 624 and encodes 207 amino acids. Gene Ontology annotation, molecular function: acyltransferase activity, transferring groups other than amino-acyl groups. The transcript is spliced from 2 exons. Lineage: Eukaryota; Viridiplantae; Streptophyta; Magnoliopsida; Poales; Poaceae. The record is from RefSeq and is a predicted model, not a curated record.
AUGGACCCUGACGGCGACGCGCGGCAUCAGCAGCGGCGGCGGCGACCGGAGGAGGAGGGCCCGGCGGUGUCGCUCCGGCCGCUGGGCCUGGCGGACGUGGACGACUUCAUGGCGUGGGCGUCGGACGAGCGCGUGAUGCGCCACCUGAAGCGCCCCCUGUGCGCGACGAGGGAGCAGGCCGUGGCGCAGAUCAGGGACACCGUGCUCGGCCACCCGUGGUUCCGCGCCGUCUGCGUGGCGGGGCGCCCCGUGGGGCAGGUGUCCGUGUGGCCCUACCCGGACGACGGCGGCCACCGGGCCAACCUCGGCUACGCGCUGGCGCACCGCCACUGGGGCCGCGGCAUCGCCUCCGCCGCCAUCAGGAUGGUAACUCCGUUAGCUGGUAACCCGGGCGGAGCUCCGGUGGUGGGGAGGGUGUUCGAGGAGCUGCCGGGGCUGGGGAGGCUGGAGGCGGUGACGGACGUCGGGAACGCGAGGUCGCAGAGGGCGCUGGAGAAGGCCGGGUUCCAGAGGGAAGGGGUGCUGCGCAGCUACAUCGUCCGCCCCGGCGCCGGCGACGGCGAGGCCAGGGACGCGGCGGUGUACAGCUUCUUGUCCUCCGACCCUCGUCCUCCGCUCGCGUGAUCGCGCCCGCUGUUUCGCUCGCUCGCCACUUCGUGCCGUGUAAACCUCCACUGUUAAUAACAAGUUUAAAUCUGAAGCCCUGAUGAUUGCCAGUAUGUAGUGUUUGCUGAAGGAAUUCCAUCAGCAGCAGAGAAGAUAUUCCCAUGGCUUUGCUUCAGUCUUCAACUUUAGAAAUCAUUCAUCUCCUGUAUACGAUGUAUAGUGAGCUGGGCCGGCCCAUCUUUCCCUUGUACAAAAUUCGACGUGAUAACCAA